Messenger RNA from Vicugna pacos (alpaca), 830 nucleotides. It is a transcript of the gene LBX2, whose product is annotated as ladybird homeobox 2. Gene Ontology annotation, biological process: regulation of transcription by RNA polymerase II. Gene Ontology annotation, cellular component: nucleus. The record is from RefSeq and is a predicted model, not a curated record. Gene Ontology annotation, molecular function: sequence-specific double-stranded DNA binding; DNA-binding transcription factor activity, RNA polymerase II-specific. NCBI's taxonomy places the organism in Eukaryota, Metazoa, Chordata, Mammalia, Artiodactyla, Camelidae.
CUACCAGCUCCAGACCCACCGCGGCCCCCGGGUUGGGGGGUGGGGGGCGGCAGGAGGAAGGGGGCAAACGAGGCUGGGCCCAGCACGGGGGGCGGGUCCGAUCGGGGGGGCCCAGAUCGGGAGCCGCGCUGGGGCCCAGGCAGUUGCGGAGCCCAGCGCAGCGGGCGGCGGGACUGCCACAGCCCGGCUGGCCAUGAGCUCGGGAUCCGAGCCCCGGCCACCUUGGACACCCUUCAGCAUCGCAGACAUCCUAGGCCCACGUAUGGUUCCCCGAGGACCCUCUGCGUCGCAGCUUCCAGAGUCGAGCCCAAGUCCCACGUCGCCGCUGUGCGCGCUGGAGGAGCUGACUAGUAAAACUUUCUGCGGACUUGACGGGCACGCUCCACAACCCUCUGAAGGCCGCGCAGCCCCGGGCGCGCUGGGCCCCGGCCCGGCCGGCCGCAGACGGCGGAAGUCACGCACGGCGUUCACCGCGCAGCAGGUGCUGGAGCUGGAGCGGCGCUUCGUCUUCCAGAAGUACCUGGCGCCUUCCGAGCGCGACGGGCUGGCGGCGAGGCUCGGCUUGGCCAACGCGCAGGUGGUCACGUGGUUCCAGAACCGGCGCGCCAAGCUCAAGCGCGACGUGGAGGAGAUGCGCGCCGACGUGGCCUCGCUGCGCGCGCUGUCCCCCGAGAUCCAGUGCCGCCUGGCGCUGCCUGACGGCGCCCCGGGCCUUGGCCCCGGCCCUGCCCGGCCUGACUCUGGGCCCCACCUGGCAGACGAGGAGAUAGAGGUGGACGAUUGAAAUGAAAGCCGCCGUCCGGGCUCCGGGGCGCUGGACUCCGCGCCUC